Messenger RNA from Malaya genurostris, 2085 nucleotides. RefSeq lists its product as uncharacterized. NCBI's taxonomy places the organism in Eukaryota, Metazoa, Arthropoda, Insecta, Diptera, Culicidae. The record is from RefSeq and is a predicted model, not a curated record. The coding region runs from base 165 to 1910 and encodes 581 amino acids. The transcript is spliced from 3 exons.
ACAAAAAUAUGAAACCCGUUCAGCAUUACGAGGUGCACAUCGAUUCGGAGUAGUAGGCGCCUGCGAAGCGCACAACAAUACUAGUGCGUUGACAUUUGCACGCGUUGCAUCGCAAUUUACCGGUUCAGAACAACAAACAUUGAAUGGAUAAAUAAUACGGAAGAAUGCUAGUAGCACUCACUAAUACUCGGGUUCAAUCUGGUUCGCGAAUUUAUUUCUAUUUGUGUACAGUUUUUUUGCUGCUUAGAGUGCUGGUGUGUGAUGAACAGAUGGUUGAAAGUAACAUUUCACUGCGCGAAGAUCGGAACAAGGGAUCGUAUGGAACGGCACUUCACCGGCAGUAUCGUCCUGGAGGAAAGUGGUGCAAUGCGGAAGAUCUGGCGAUAGCGGACACGAGGCAAAACUUUCAGGACCUGAUGCCAUACCGCAGCAAACAGUUCGAACCAAUGACCGACGACAUAGUGAGGAGUUUCCUGCUGUACUUCACUUCCGUAGCUAAGAUAGUCGACGAUGUGAACGAAUUGGACGAUGACCGAUACAGUUUUGUCUGGUAUGAUACCGUUGGAGACUACCUGCAUGGUUAUCUUUUGCCAGUAGCGAAGUACUGCUUCUACUCUGGUAACGUGACUUAUGAUUCGGUACGUUCGGUACUGGAUUACUAUGGAAAAAUCAAACAUUUGCUGGAUACCGACGGGCACGGAUGGUCACAGACAAAUCUAAGCACUGAACAUGCGAAUCAGAAGAUUCUUCAAGACGGAAAUGCCAAAAGCGAUUCUAAUUGCUCGGAACUGUCAUUUGACAGUUCUACGGAAAUACCACUACCGAAAGUAGAACUUGAUGAUGAGUCGUUGGCGAUUAUUUCUUUGUGGGUACCGUUCAAAUCUCGUCAGCUUUAUGAUCCUCGAUCGAAGUCAUCUCUGUCCAUUCUAAGAUUUUACUAUCUAACUAUCGAUCAGUGCAUUCCACGAAAACAACAAUCUCGUCAGUCAUUCGCGAAUCAGUUUCUUAAAUGGAUCGAUGAGAACGUGAUGAGACAUCUGACGGAUGAGACAUUCUAUCCGGGACUGGAGUCGAUACUCGGCAUCAAACAGACUUUGAUAGCAGAUCUCGGUGGGAAAGUUAUUGCAAAGAAGUCAGUUGAUGAAGAAAAUGACGAGUUUGGAGAAUCCAGAGGAUUUUUUGGAAAUUUCUUCGGUUCCACUGAUUCGACGAAGGAGGACGAAAAUGGUGCAGAUGCGUACCAGAACCGGUGGUUUCUACUUAAAGUUGGCUCAAUCGCGGUAGGGAUAGCCUUAGUGCUGUUGAUCGUUAUCGUACUGAUAAAGAAGUUUAGACGAAAAAUCAAGAAAGAAAGGUCAAAUAUCAGGAGUAAAUCAUGGAAUAAAAGAGAGUUGAUUGUUGAACAAUGUAACGAUUCUGCGGACGAAGAUAUCCUGUUCGAUAAAAAACGUUCCAAGUCGAACGCAUCGAAAACCAAAGAAUGCGGAUGGCGAUACGGUCGCCCAUCGUAUCCACAGGACAGUUUACCGAAGCCAAACACCCGGCGCUACAGCCAGCAGCAAUUGCCAUUUUCCGACUCCGAUGAAGACAAUGAUUUUUUACCAUUCCAACCGAACAAAAACACUGAACGAAUACCGUUGAUCGCGAAAGAUACCGCCAAGAAGCGAAAAUCGCACUGUGGCAGGGGUUGUCUUUGCAUGAAUUGCACCAGCAAAGCUCAAACUUCCAACGAGUCCCACCAGCUGCGAUCCAGCUCGAGCUAUAAACUGGUGAACGAGACUGCUUUAGGAGCAGCGAAACCGAAGAAAACGAUCGAUCCUUCGCCGAGCAAGAUUCAACCAUCGCAAGACGUUGUGAGAACGGAAAGUUUUAGCCGUAGAACGGAUUCAGCAACGAGACGGGCCGAUUGAUGAAACCGACGUUUCCCCGGUACAGAUGAGAUGAUCAUCGAGGUCGAAAUGGUUGACAUGAGGGUUUGUGUUAUGAUUAAGCAGCGGGUGCAAAAUGUGAAGCUUACAUUUACAGAAUCCAAACAGAUGGAACUUAACUUACGGAGGUAAUCUAGUUUUGCGUUGAUACGAAAAU